Suillus bovinus is the source of this 1254-nucleotide messenger RNA. RefSeq lists its product as uncharacterized. Bases 1 to 792 code for a protein of 263 amino acids. The transcript is spliced from 7 exons. The record is from RefSeq and is a predicted model, not a curated record. NCBI's taxonomy places the organism in Eukaryota, Fungi, Basidiomycota, Agaricomycetes, Boletales, Suillaceae.
AUGGGAAAUGUUGCUGAGGGCAAACCCACUCCGGGAAGAUCGACUGAUGAGAGUAUCAAAAUUCAAGACGGCAUCCUGACGCGAAUUGGCAUCUACUUUCCAUCUUCAAGGCGCGAUCCCUCUUAUCUCGUCCUGCCCAUUCCUUUCGCAUAUGAUCACUUUGCACGGUGCAUUGCAGUCCAACGUGCGACACGCCAUCAGCUCAAGGAUCGCCCAGUCAACGAAGCCUUUGGUGAUUUAACUGACGAUGAUCCUACUGUGCAAUCCAAUUUUCGGACUUCCGAUCAUUCAAACGUGCACGUGCCCCCUCCUGGGCCGGUCAAGCGCUCGUCCAGACCCACAUUUGACCAUCAGUUUCCCGAUCAUACCAUGUUACGGUCCUGUGUAGUGGCUGUGGGCAGUGAGAGGUUGCACGAAGUCAUUGCUGGAUAUCGUGUGCGACAAGAGGCAACAGGUGGUGGCUGGACUUGCUUUCCCAGAGCAAAGGAAGAGCAGCAAUCAAAAAUCAUUUCGAAAGCGCUUAUUGGAAAUGAAAUGAUACGAUACGGACUCGUACAUGGAGAGCUCGUCAAAGAAAACGCGCCUGUUUCGAUUUGUACUUGCACAUGCAUAGAAGUUGAUGGUUCAACGCCAAUGGUGGCAAUGGGGAUGGGUGCAUGCUCCGGUAUCAUUCACGUUGUGGACUUGGUAGUAGCAUGCAGGAAGGGGAGCGGGCAGGUGGGGCAGAUGAGAAAGAUCGGCAAGAAGGACAGCUACAUUCGGUGGUGGGCUUUGUCAUCCAACGGUGUUUAAACUUACCCCGUCUUCGGUCUUUCACACCUCGUACUCUAAGCAGACGACGCGGAACUUGCCCUUGUACGCGAAGCGGUCAGCAGGAUCGAUCGCAAGGUUCCAGAGUGUCCCUAUUCCUGAUUUUCUGAAUACAACAUUCUCCUUCGAUUUUACUCCCAGUAAUUAAAGCACACAGAGAAGACGUAUGAUUCAGUGACCAUUCAUCGUUUAUCGGGCAAGACUGUGAGGAGUCGCAAUUGCGACUAUGGCACCAUCAUGACCUUCAAACGUCCAACGAGGUCGAGGGGUGGUGACUGGAUUGAUGCAGCCACAAUGAGACAUCUGCCAUUUGUGCUAGAUCCACAUUUUCAACCGAGUAGGUCGUAUACUCUAUGAUAUUACUAUGCAGACUCGUCCAUUUCCACUUCUCUGAUUUUGCGAUUCUCGUAGUGUCAAACAGUAGUACAACGGGCAAGAGGAAAA